Molecule: messenger RNA, 1155 nt
Organism: Cornus florida
Lineage: Eukaryota; Viridiplantae; Streptophyta; Magnoliopsida; Cornales; Cornaceae
Product: F-box/kelch-repeat protein At3g23880-like
Exons: 3
Coding region: 1-1155 (384 amino acids)
Molecular function (GO): protein binding
Source: RefSeq, a predicted model, not a curated record
AUGGGUAGGAAGACGAAGAGGGAGAAGAAGGGAGAAGAGUUAUCACCAAUCCUCCCGCACGAUCUCACAGUCGAAAUACUAUCAAGACUACCAGUGAAGUCUAUUGUACUAUUUAAGUGUGUAUGCAAGUCUUGGCUCACCAUGUUCGCAGAUUCUCAAUUUAUCAAGCUUCACCUCACACGGUCUAACAACUCUAAACUCGUCCUCACACAUUCGUUUAACUUUCUGGGAUAUCUUCCUCCUCCAAGUCUCUGUGUGUCGUCUUGCGGUGGCAUGGUUGAAGACCAGGGGAGUACUAGGAUUGACGUUGAUGGAAUUCAUAUCUUAAAUGAUGAUCAUAUGUAUGAUAAUGAUGAUGAUGGUGAUGGUUAUGAUUAUGAUUAUGAUGGUAAUCAUAAGAAUGCAGGGAUGAUGAGUAUAGACGGAUCUUGUCGUGGCUUGGUGUUAUGCCAUUUUACCGAUUACCACACGUUAUACUUGGUGAAUCCGUCAACUGGAGAAGUGUUUAAAUUGCCAGACUCACCAUUUAAAAAUUCUGCUGAUGUUGCAUCUUUUGGACUUGGCUAUGAUACAUCCCUUGAUGACUACAAGGUUGUAGUAGUCUCAUUUUCAAUGUUUUUGAAUGGCAAAUUCCACUGGUUCGAUGAAGAUGGGAGUACAAUUGUUUCUCUUAGUCUAGAUGAGGAAAAAUUCGGAGAUGUUCCAUUACGCCUUGGUUGGAUUGAAAUUCCUGAAUUGGUUGGAAUUUUCAAAGGAUGUCUUUAUCUCCUAUUAGAAGCUAGCUCUGAUGACUUCACCUUUUGGGUGAUGAAGGAAUACGGCAGGAGAGAGUCUUGGUCUAAAUACAAAGGAGUCGACUUCCCUAGAACCGAGUUUGUCCUCCCAUACUCUACAGUUACCUUGAUGCCUUUGGAUUUCUCAAAUGACGAAAAUGAAAUUUUAUUUGCAAUUGGUGAUAGCCAGUUUAUUGUGGAAGUGUUUUUGAAUGGUAAUUUCCACUGGUUUAAUGAAGAUAUGUCUAAAAUGGCAUCUCUUAGUUUAGCUGAGGAAAAAUUUGGGAAUGUUCUAUUACCUGAAAUUAUAAUAUUUUAUCAUCACAAUUUAAUCAGUCUAUUGGGAUUGUCAAAGGAUGUCAUGGCAUCACCUUUUGGAUGA